CGAUCCAAAAAUGCGGCCCUUUUUGAUUAUUACUUUGUUAUUAACAGUGGCGUUGGCCUAUUACGUCUAUACACCGUUACCUGACGCUUUAGAUGAAAAAUGGAAACUCAUGUCUCUGGAUGUAGUACUUCGGACUACGAUGCACUAUGCUGCACUGAAGCACUGGCUUGGCUAUGACCACUACAUCCACACCAUCAGGAACAUCGCUGGGUCUUUAGAUCCUCCACCUGAUCCAGAUUUCCUCCCUGGAGUUAAAGUAAGAGAUGAGACUUUUGCUGGUGUUCCAGUGCGAGUGUAUGAAGCAUCUGGUGGAGAGGGAAGUCUGAGGAGAGGACUGAUGUAUUUCCAUGGAGGAGGAUGGGCCCUGGGCAGUGCUAAGGGCUCGUCUUACGACAGAAUGAGCCGGAUCCUGGCUCAUGAGCUCAACGCAGUGGUGGUCUCUGUGGAAUACAGACUUUAUCCAGAGGUGCAGUUCCCGGUGCCAUACUUGGACUGCCUGGCAGCAACGAAGCACUUCCUGUCCUCAGAGGUUUUGUCCAAAUAUUCAGUGGACCCAGACCGAGUGGGCGUGUCUGGAGACAGCGCCGGGGGCAACCUGGCAGCAGCAGUGUCUCAGGAGAUUUCCCAAGGCCCUGACAUAAGUAUCAAAUUCAGUGUCCAAGCUUUGAUCUACCCUGCUCUUCAGGCUCUGGACUUCAACACUCCAUCUGAUCUCCAAAACCAUAACAUCCCUGUGUUACCUCUAGAUGAUCUGAUCAAGUACUGGAUGCAGUAUUUAGGUAUUGACCUAUCAUUACGGGACCAAGUUAAGUUAAACCGCCACAGCUCCCUACAGCAGACUCAUCUCACCCCUGAGUUAAGAGCUCGAUUUGACUGGAAAAAACUGCUCUCUCCAAAAUACCACAAGAACAACAAACUUGUGGUAGCGGAGAAAGGGUUGGCUGGUAUUAUAGAGAGGGUCCCUGCACUGUUGGAUGUCCGUGCCUCUCCACUAUUGGCUGACACAGGAGUAUUAUCCAAAUGUCCCAAAGCUUAUAUUAUGACUUGCGAGUUUGACGUGUUGAGAGAUGAUGGUUUUAUGUAUGCUCGGCGCUUAGAGGAGGCUGGGGUGCAGGUGACCAGUGUUCACUAUGACGAUGGGUUUCAUGGAUGCUUUAGUUUUGUCUCAAAUCUGGAAUUUAAAGUGGCACAAAGAGCAGUGAGAGACUAUAUGAGCUGGCUACAGGAAAAUCUGUAGAAAUUUCAUUAAUUUAUGCCAGUGCUGGUCCUAUAUUAUAUAAAAUUAAGCAACCCUUUAUAAUUAGUCUGUCUACAUCUCCAAAGCUCAAAAUGCUCUGUUCCAACUUGUGGUGUCAUGAAGCAGUAGUUUUCUACUUUUUUCUUUUAGUUCAGCAGACACUGGCAAUUCCAAGGCUGAUAUCUUCCAAAUGAUUCUAGUGAAGGUGAGUUUCAAAACACAGUGGAGCACUUCCUGUAUUACCACAUGACAUCACAAGGUGGAACAGUGUGUUUUCUGUUUGAGAGAAGAGUUUAGCAUAGAUUUGCAGGAUUGAGUUUUAAGAUGUGUGAAUGAAACAAAAGACAUCUCCAUGUAUGUUUGUGAUGAGACCACAUUAUAAUAUAGAUAGGAAAUUAGUGUAAUAUGUGCCCUUUAACCUGAAAUUAGGGGUUUCAAUCAAUCAAACAAGAAUGACAUUACCAAAUAAAUAUUCUUUAAUGUAAACAACAAACACUUAAAAUUAAGGCAAAAUGCAAAUGUUUUCUACCACUAUACUUAGCUGCACCUCUCAGUGAAAAC
Molecule: messenger RNA, 1798 nt
Organism: Boleophthalmus pectinirostris (great blue-spotted mudskipper)
Lineage: Eukaryota; Metazoa; Chordata; Actinopteri; Gobiiformes; Gobiidae
Product: neutral cholesterol ester hydrolase 1-like
Exons: 5
Coding region: 11-1237 (408 amino acids)
Cellular component (GO): membrane
Molecular function (GO): carboxylic ester hydrolase activity
Source: RefSeq, a predicted model, not a curated record